AUGGUCAAGACAACCACCAAGUUGCCCAAAACCAACCACAGGUUCUCUAUUGAGCGUGAUCGCACUGUGUCCAGGACCCAGUCUCUCUUCGAUAACGUGGUGGGCCACUUCCGCAUCAAUAAAACUCGGCACCACUGGGUAGCAGGCUACUCAAACAAGGCAAUGCCGCGAAAUACACCAGCAAGCCUUGCCAUAGAACAUGGCUCGGGUGAUGACACAGCACAUCUUAGUCGUGUGGCACAGAGACUCUGCAGCAUCCUCAGCCUUUUCGGACAGCCUGGAUUUAGCAAUGACCUGGAUGUUAUUGAGAAAACCUAUGCAGAUGAAAUAAGGGAGCAGAAAGAUGUUUCUGCGCUUCAAAGGUCUAUCUGCACAAUUUGGCAGGUCAAACAACAAGAAAUAAGCGAACUUGAGGAAAAGAUCUCUGAGUUCGAAAAGCAAAAGUCUGAGAAUGAAAAGGCUGUCAAAGCUGCAAAAAGGGAACGCGUGGAGCUGGAGAAGCAAAAGAAAGAUUUAGAGAGGGCUCGUGGGGAAGAGAAGUCGAGAAUGGAGGAAGAGAGUCGAAAGAAGCUACAGGCGAAGGAGAAGGAACUCGACAAAGCCUCUCAAAAGAAAAUUGAAAAGGCAAAGGCAGAUAUCAAGGCAGCAUAUGACACGUUGAAAGCCGACAAAGAGAUGCUCGAGAAACAGUCCUCAGCCUCGGAAAAGGCGCUGAAAGAUGAGAUCCAUGAUCUCCAACUGAUAAAGAAAUCGCUCCGUGCCGAGAAUGCAGAGUUGAAAAUUAGACUGAGCGCUUGGGAACCUCAUCUUGGUGUUGCCAAGAUGUCCCCUAGUAACUACCGUGACCGCCUCCGCGAAUUGUCUGAGGAUAUCAACAAUUUCGCUGAGCGAUACUUCGAUGCGAUUCCGGAAAAUAUCGAGAUCGUCGGCUCAUUGGGCAAGUAUGAAAAGCUCUCGGAGGCCAGCCCAAUUUUUGAGUAUACCUCACUGUCGGCUGCACCUAUCUCCAAGUACAUGAGAAAGGCCGCUGUUCGACAGUUCAUCUCCACUCGGGUGGUCCUCAUACUUGAAAGUCAGUUGCUUGUUCAAGAAGGCCAAACAACCGCGGCAGAGUUCUUGCAAAAUAUCUCCGCAAGUUUGGAUCCUCCUGUUCGAACAGUUUGGAAGACCAUUACUGCCAAAGGGCUGGACCAAGUUCCGGACUUUUCCGUUGACACGUAUGCGCAGCGCUUCGCAGAGCAUACGCUUGGUCUGCUUCAAUCCUUGGUCAAAAAUAGCCGGGAUCAAGUUGUCGACGACCUGAAGAAAAUUUUCGCGGUGGCUCUGAACAUUUGGAAGACCAAACGGAACAAUAGCGAUCAAAUUGUCAUUAACAAUGCUCCUGAUCCAUCAGAUGGUGUAUGGCAGGUCGACACACAGCAAUCACUUCUGAUAAAUGAACAGAACAUUGAGCCAAACAAGAACCGCCCACAGUGCAAGAAGCCGAAACCGUUCGCCCUCUUUCCCCAAGUUAUUGGGGAAUUUGAGAGUGAUAGCGGGGACGGUAAGACGACACGAGAGAUUUUGCACCCGGGGAUCGCGCUUUUCUCUGACUCCCCGGUAUAUAAUUUAGCGUUGGACGAUAUGGAGGAGCUCAAAAUCCAGUUCAGGGGGCUCCAUCAACGUCACCCAUCCUCGCCCAUUUCCCCCCAGAGUUUCAUAAAAUUUUCAAUUCCAAAUAAGCUGGGUACGAAUGGUAUUGCCUCAUAA
This is a messenger RNA of Uncinocarpus reesii 1704, 1749 nucleotides long. RefSeq lists its product as uncharacterized. NCBI's taxonomy places the organism in Eukaryota, Fungi, Ascomycota, Eurotiomycetes, Onygenales, Onygenaceae. The record is from RefSeq and is a predicted model, not a curated record. The coding region runs from base 1 to 1749 and encodes 582 amino acids. The transcript is spliced from 4 exons.